UCGAGUCGGACGUACGCGAUUAUAAUCGAAUAAAAAAAAAUGACAAUCGAAUUAUAAAAUUAUUUUGUCUUUAAAAUAAACAGUUUAGUUACUUACUUAGUACUAGAGUUUAGUACCUAGUGUAACGGAAUUGUUAUCAUUCUUAUUUUUGUUUUUGUAAGUGAACGUUGAUCGUCUUCACGAUGAGGUUGUUUCUACUACUGGUGGGAUUGACGACGGUAAUCGCGGAUGACCUACCAGCGACUUGCAUCCGACCAGUUUACUGCAACAGUACGCUGCUCCAUUACGUUCAAAUGGCCAGACUCUACCCCGAUUCUAAAACUUUCGUCGAUUUUCAAAUGCGUAAAGACGAGAACGCAACACUGUCCGCCUUCCAAGAGCUGUUGGACCGCACGAAUCAUAAUCCAACGAAAGAAGACCUGCAGGAAUUUGUCGUUGACUUUUUUGAUGAAACCAGCGAACUUGAAGAAUGGAAACCGGAUGACCAUAAAGAAAACCCGCCUUUCCUCGCCAAAAUUCGUGAUGAAGGUUUCCGGGAAUUCGCUAAAGCUUUAAAUGAUAUUUGGCCAACUUUAGCCAGGCGCGUUAAGCCCUCGGUCCUUGAAAAACCCGAACAAUCUAGUCUCGUGCCUAUGACACAUGGCUUCAUCGUUCCUGGAGGUCGAUUUAAAGAAAUCUACUAUUGGGACGCAUAUUGGAUUAUCGAAGGUCUUCUAAUCACUGACAUGACCGAAACUGCAAAAGGAAUGAUCGAAAACCUAAUCGAGCUUCUGUAUAAAUUUGGCCACAUUCCCAAUGGAAGCAGAUGGUAUUACCAAGAACGUAGCCAGCCUCCUUUAUUGGCGGCCAUGAUAAAGCUUUAUUACGAAAAGACUAAGGACAUCGAAUUCAUCAGAAAGUAUAUUAGUGCUUUAGAAAAGGAAUUAGAAUAUUGGCUGGACACUCAUCUUAUCGCUUUCAACAAGGACGACAGAGUUUACACUCUCCUGAGGUAUUAUAUUCCAAGCGCUGGUCCUCGACCGGAGUCCUAUUACGAAGAUUACGAAUUGGCUCAGAAAUUAAACAAGACUACUGAUCCUAAUGAUAUUUACGCCGAUUUAAAAAGCGCCGCUGAGAGCGGGUGGGACUUUUCUACGCGCUGGUUUAUUUCAGAAAGCGGCGACAACAGUGGUAAUCUAACCAAUUUAAACACAAAGAACGUUAUCCCCGUAGACUUGAAUGCUAUUUUCGCCGGAGCGUUACAGAUUACGGCGAACUUCCAAGCUAUAUUAAAGAAUCCUCGGAGAGCGGCUCACUGGGGCUACAUGGCCGAACAAUGGAGAAGUUCUAUAGAGCAAGCAUUAUGGGAUGAAGAAGACGGAGUCUGGCACGACUACGAUAUAUUGAAUAAUAAGCCACGUAGAUAUUUUUACACUAGCAACCUAGCUCCCCUGUGGAUGAACGCUGUCGAAAAGCCACUUCUAGCUAAGCAUGGCGCUAGAGUCCUGGAGUACCUUCACGAAUCGCAAGCGCUCGAAUACCCUGGAGGUAUUCCCGUGUCUCUAAUUAACAGUGGUGAACAAUGGGACUUCCCUAACGCUUGGCCUCCAGAAGUCAGCAUUGUCGUUACGGCUAUCCAAAACAUUGGUUCCGAGGAGAGUAGUAAAUUGGCAAAAGAACUCGCCCAGGUCUGGGUGAGAGCUUGUAAAUCAGGAUUUACCGAAAAGAAACAGAUGUUUGAGAAGUACGAUGCGUUGAACGCUGGUAAAUACGGCGGCGGCGGUGAAUACACGGUUCAAGAUGGAUUCGGAUGGUCGAACGGCGUUGUCCUGGAGUUCUUAGAUAGGUACGGAGCUGUACUGACUUUGGUGGACUCUGUAGAUGCUAGUGCAAAUAACGGUCAGUCAAACGAAGAAUCUGAGACGGAUUCUAAGGAAAAAUAAAUCGUGGCCGAUUCGAGUAUGUAUAAAUCACGUUCUAUACGCCUGUACCGCGUGAUCGGGCUGCUUGGAGCAUGCGCUCAAGCUGUGCACAUUGUUCCCGCUUGUAACUCCUCAAUACAUUGCUCCGGUGAACUCCUGCAUAAAGUUCAGCUGGCCCGAAUCUUUCCCGACUCGAAGACUUUUGUCGACUUGAAACUAAAGUAUCCGGAAUAUCAAACUCUCGCAGAUUUCGCUGAAUUGAUGAAAGAGACACAUCAUGAACCCAGUCGCGCUAGUCUAGCUCGAUUUGUGGACAGUCAUUUUAUGGAAGGGAAUGAACUCGAAGAUUGGGAUCCACCUGAUUUUAAUCCCGAGCCGCCAAUCCUGGAAAACAUCACAGAUGUCAGACUCAAGCAAUUCGCGAAAGGUAUUAUUAGCAUUUGGGCCAAAUUAGGCCGAAAAGUCAGGCCAGAUCUCAUUCAAGAAGAAGACCAGUAUAGUUUCAUUUCGGUGCCCAACGGUUUUAUUGUUCCUGGUGGAAGAUUCAAAGAGCUAUAUUACUGGGAUUCGUUUUGGAUGAUACGUGGAUUAAUUAUUAGUAACAUGAUGCAGACAGCAAAAGGGAUGAUAGAAAAUCUGUUACAUUUGGUGGAAAAAAUUGGCUAUAUACCUAAUGGCAGCCGAAUUUAUUACCUAGGCCGCAGCCAGCCCCCCCUACUCACAGCAAUGGUCGCAAGUUAUUUUGCAGCCACCGGCGACAUCGUGUGGCUUGAACGACACAUCAGCACCGUCGAAAAAGAACUUCAAUAUUGGCUCGAAAAAAAGAAAGUCACUGUUACAGUUGAAGGUAAAAAAUAUAUUCUUCUCCGCUAUCUUUCUGACAGAAGAAGUAAAGGACCUCGUCCAGAAUCUUAUUAUGAAGACUAUACUAACGCACAAGUGUUACCCACUGAAGAGUUGCGAGAAGAUUUCUACAAUGAAAUGAAAAGUGCAGCAGAAAGUGGAUGGGACUUUUCGACUCGAUGGUUUGUUACUGCCAAGAAUGAAACUGUUGGCUGCUUGACUGACGUUCACGCGACUCGUAUCGUGCCUGUCGAUCUAAAUGCUAUCUUCGCUGGGGCCCUAGAACUUGCCGGUGACUUCAGGUAUCAUCUAAAAGACAGGCGUGAAGCGAAAAAAUGGUGGAGUCUUGCCAAAUAUUGGAGGAACGCGAUUGACGCCGUGCUUUGGGAUGCCAAUGAUGGUGUUUGGUACGAUUACGACACUCAAGCUAAAGCUUCGAGACGUCACUUUUAUCCAAGCUCCGCGACUCCGUUAUGGUCAGGAGCCGUGGAAAGCUCCGAAGCUCCACGGUAUGCGGCGAAAUUCGUAAAAUAUCUCCUGUCAUCUGGCGCGUUAAGCUUCCCUGGUGGGAUCCCAGCUUCCGUGCUACAUUCAGGUGAACAGUGGGACUAUCCAAAUGCUUGGCCUCCUUUACAGAGCAUCUUGAUCGGUGGCUUAGAGAUGAGCGGAAACGAAGAGGCAAGGAGGUUGGCGAGAGAACAAGCAAGAAUAUGGAUUCGCGCCAAUUAUAUCGGUUUUACUACAUGGAAUAAGAUGUUUGAGAAGUAUAGUGUAGUAGAACCAGGGCAUCACGGCAGCGGAGGGGAGUAUAUAGUGCAGGAAGGUUUCGGGUGGACCAAUGGGGUCGCCCUAGAACUCUUGCAAAUGUACGGGAAGGAGAUGACGUUGGAUGACAGCCCCGAAAAUUUGCCGUACCUAACGGUGGUAAAAUAAGUUG
Messenger RNA from Bombyx mandarina (wild silkworm), 3681 nucleotides. RefSeq names its product trehalase. The record is from RefSeq and is a predicted model, not a curated record. Lineage: Eukaryota; Metazoa; Arthropoda; Insecta; Lepidoptera; Bombycidae. Gene Ontology annotation, molecular function: alpha,alpha-trehalase activity. Gene Ontology annotation, biological process: trehalose catabolic process.